CUCAGAGUGAGGACGUUCCCCAAAGAUUCUGCCUUGUUGGGCAGGGACACUGUUCGAGCCCUCAUGUACUACGCCUUGAAGGUCUGGAGCGACAUCGCACCACUUAACUUCCAUGAGGUAGCUGGAAGUAAUGCAGACAUUCAAAUCGACUUCACUAAGGCCGACCACAAUGACGGAUACCCCUUUGACGGGCCGGGGGGCACAGUGGCACAUGCAUUUUUCCCCGGAGAGAGAUUCACAGCUGGAGAUACGCACUUUGAUGAUGACGAGGCCUGGACCUUCAGAUCUCCAGACUCUCACGGGAUGGAUCUGUUUGCAGUCGCAGUCCAUGAGUUCGGUCAUGCCAUCGGCCUGGUACACACCUCAGCAAUGGAGUCCAUCAUGAGACCAUACUACCAGGGUCCUGUGGGAGACCCUCUGAAAUAUGAUCUACCCUAUGAAGACAAAGUCAGAGUCUGGCAGCUCUAUGGUGUCAGAGACUCAGUGUCCCACACAAAUCAACCAGGCAACCCCUCUCAGACAGCUGAGCCUCCUGUCCUGCUAGACCUUCCUGAAAACAGGUCCACUGUCCCGCUGGCACGAGAUACCCCAGACAGAUGCACCAGUCACUUUGAUGCAGUGGCCCAGAUACGAGGGGAGGCCUUCUUUUUCAAAGGGAAGUACUUCUGGAGGCUAACAAGAGAGAAGCAUCUGGUGUCUCUGCGUCCUGCUCAGAUCCAUCGCUUCUGGCGGGGCCUCCCAACCAAUCUGGACAGUGUGGACGCAGUGUAUGAGAGGCCUGGGGACCACAAAAUAGUGUUUUUUAAAGGUUUAAAAUACUGGGUAUUUAAAGACAAUAUUGUGGAGGAGGGUUACCCUCGUCCCAUCAGUGACUUUGGCCUACCUUUGGAGGGUGUGGAUGCAGCCUUUGUUUGGCUGCACAACGACAAAACCUACUUCUUUAAGGACAACCGCUACUGGCGCUACGAUGACCACUUGAGACGAAUGGAUCUGGGCUACCCUAAAGACAGCAACCUUUGGAAAGGGCUGCCAUCACAACUCGAUGAUGCCAUGAGAUGGUCUGAUGGCUCGUCCUAUUUCUUUAAGGGGAAGGAAUACUGGCGAGUCCCAGGCAGUGACAUGGAGGUGGAUGCAGGAUACCCCCGCCUCAUCGCAAAGGACUGGCUGUUGUGCACAGAGAUGCAGUCGGACUCUCCGGACAUGCAGCCCAAAAGCACAGAGACGAGAGUCAACGUGCACCGCCACCCAGACCACGCAGAGAAUGGUUAUGAGGUGUGCUCCUGCACCUCUGACACCGCCUCACCUUUAGGCGCCCGCCCAUCCCCAUCUCCCAUUUGGCUGCUGCCGCCUCUCUGGACGCUCUCACUGGCUUUCCGCUUUGAACUGUUAUGAUGCUAAAGCAUGGGACACAGAACUAUACUGCUGGAGGGCCAGUGGAUGAACCAACAACAGGAAAAUGUUCUUCUUCUUAUAUAACUUAGCAUCUUUUUGCUCUAAAUUUGCUGUUAUUUAUUUACCAUUACUUUUGAGGGGCACUGCCAAUAAGUAGUCAUUCUUAAGGGCAUCAUCCUGCUUUCAAUGCUUUACAAAGAUCUUAAGCCGUUUUCACACAUCCACAAGAGGAGGAGUCAGGAGACUCAUCUGGGACAGAAUUUUUCUUCAUGUAGCACACAGAUACUGGAGGUACUCUGGCGAUGGCAAGGCAGCAGGACACAUAAAGCCCGCUGACUGUGAAUCCACCAGGCUCUAAAAUUCUCACAUGCACCUAAUCAGGUAUCACACAGACUUUGUUCUAGUGAGCUGGCUGUGUAGACAUUGUUUAUUGUCUGAUCUGUGUGAAGCAUUUGUGCUCUCACGUGUAGCUCUUUGAAGUGAUGUGUAGACAAAGUUCAGGGCUGCAGUGCAUGUGUGAAAAUGGCUUCAGUGAAUGGUAAGACUGCCACAUCUCUGCAAAGGAAAAUGUAACUGAACAGAAAUGUUUUCCAAGUUUACAGCAGCGAAGCCUCGCAUACCAAACAUGUUCAUUUUGAGUUGUGAGCAGGUGCAAAGGAACACGCACUGAUGCAUUAUUGGCUCAAAAUUAAUUUAAAAUGACCCAAACCAUUUUUUUCUUUCAUACUUAAACUCAAAUGAUCUCUAGCCAUGUAGAUGGAUAGAUUUUCACCAUCCACAAUGCCACGUCUUUGCAAAAAAAUAAUGUCAUUGUUACUCCAACCAACCCACAGAACUCUCAGGAGUGAUUUCCUUGUGUUAAAAAAGUAGUUCCAGUUUGCAACACGGGCUGUAAAUUAUUCAGAAUAACAGGAACACUCUCUGAAAAGAGACACUACUGUUGAAUUUGCAGUUAAUUCAAAGUCAUUUGGUGUUCACCACUACUUUCCAUUCAUCUCUAUUGUACUAAAACUAAAGAGAGAUAAAGCCAAAACUACCUGCAAGGCAGGAUAGCACCCGAGGUAAACAUGAUAUUUUUUUUAUUCGUGGAACCGACCUUUUAAUAAACCACACUGCGCACGCACACAUGCUCACACAUCCCGCCUUUGCUGUUGUGCGCUUGCAAUGAGCAUAAAUGUUUGAAUGCUCCUGCUCCUGCUGUGAGAGCGAGACGAGACGCAUGGAUGAGUAGGUGGACGGACCAGUUUCCAUGCCCGAAUCAGCCAGCUAAGUUGGCAACAGCUGCUCAUUUUCACCUCUGGGUUAUAAGCAUUCCUUACACUCAGUUUAGUUGUAUCUAGUAACAAAUUCAGUUUAUAAUCCAGUAUCUUUAACAUUGCUUUGAUCAGCUCAUAGAGUUCAAAGAGUCUUUUUUUUUUGUGACUGACAGUUCCCUGUAUCGCCCCUGAAUUUAUUCUUGCUGUAAAGAUAUAUUUACCUAUAGACUGAUAUAUUUGAGUUGAAAGGUUCUGCAGCUGUUGCAUCACCAAG
Archocentrus centrarchus (flier cichlid) is the source of this 2922-nucleotide messenger RNA. Its product is annotated as matrix metalloproteinase-17-like. The annotation marks the transcript as partial. NCBI's taxonomy places the organism in Eukaryota, Metazoa, Chordata, Actinopteri, Cichliformes, Cichlidae. The record is from RefSeq and is a predicted model, not a curated record. Gene Ontology annotation, cellular component: extracellular matrix. Gene Ontology annotation, biological process: collagen catabolic process; proteolysis; extracellular matrix organization. The transcript has 7 exons. Gene Ontology annotation, molecular function: metalloendopeptidase activity; zinc ion binding.